CGCUUUGCCUUCCUCUCAAACUCUUCUGGUAUACAACACAACAGUCUCAGGAGAAGAAGAAAAUAGAAACAAAAAACAAUGGAUAGAAUGGUACUAGUGUUGUUAGCAGUGUGUGUGAUCCCAGCGCUUGCCACCGCCAACUACCUUGGCAACGGAAAACCAUUCACAGUGAGGGGCCGCGUCUACUGCGACACUUGCCGCUUCGGAUUUGAGACCAGUCAAUCCCCCGGCAUCGUUGGUGCUAGAGUUAGAAUCGAUUGCAAGGACAAAGACUCUAUGCAGGUUGAGUACAGCAUUGGGGCAGUGACUGACAAUAAUGGAGAAUAUAGCAUAAUAGUGAGCGGCGACUUUGGGGAUGAUAUUUGUGAUGCAGUGCUGGUUAGUAGCCCGCAACCCGACUGUAAUGAGGCAGGCCCAGGACGCAGUCGCUCACGUCUGACCCUCACCCGCUACAAUGGCGUCGUCACUGACACUUGCUUCGCAAAUGCCAUGGGAUACUUGAGGAAGGAGCCCAUGUCUGACUGCGCCGAGCUAUUCCAGAAAUACAAGGACCCUGAAGAUGAUUCUUGGAAUAGUCGUUCUUAAUCUCUGUCUGUCAAUUAUAUGAGAUAUUAUAUAUAUAGGUUUGAGUUUGGAUAGUAAUGCUUCUUUUGGUCUCUCUAAAUUUAUCUGUUGCAAUUUUUUUUUUUUUAAUUUGGAUUGAGGCUAUGUUUCUGAGUUGGUGGGACUGUUUCAUAAUGUAGUCACUUAAUUGUGGCUUUCAAACCUAAGUUGUUGUAAGCCAUCUUCAUCAUUAUUCUAGCUACUGUUACUUUAAUUAUGUAUUUUCUUAUGAGACCCAA
This is a messenger RNA of Camellia sinensis, 842 nucleotides long. RefSeq names its product protein DOWNSTREAM OF FLC. NCBI's taxonomy places the organism in Eukaryota, Viridiplantae, Streptophyta, Magnoliopsida, Ericales, Theaceae. The record is from RefSeq and is a predicted model, not a curated record.